GCGCACUUCGAGUCACGUUUGGUUCGCGCCCGCUCGAGAAGGAGUUUAGUAGCAGCUGCGCGUCCGCGUGCCACGCGAACUGUGAACGUAUUUACCAUUCGGUUGCAACGUCUGUCAAUCGUCGGCCGUCGAUCACCGGUAAGAGUUAAAGCCGUUCUUUAUUACUGUACGUAAUAAUGAAGGGAAGCGCGGAACGACGAAGGACGGACGGGCGGGCGCGCGCCGUCUGAACUUCGCCGCGAGUCACCGCGAGACUCGCGCGAACGUGGCCGCGAGUACGAGGGCGGAGUGUUGCGCGCGCGCGCGAGCGCGAGGACGGAUGCGUCGUUUUAACGCGUAAACGCGCACGGUAUCGUCAAAACGCGCUUCGUGGAUAUACGGACCGAUUGUUGGCAUCGAUCUAGAAAAAAGGAACGGAGCAAAGGACGGAUCAUCACGUGUUCGCGACAUAAUUACGCUUGUUAUCGCGCAUCGUGAAACGCGGGACAACGAGAACGUUCGCCCGAGUGGAAAAACUCAAGACACGCCCCUCAGAGAACGGCGCGGCGGACGCGGUCAUCGGUGACCACAGAAACGGACCAUUCAUUCGGCAACUAGGCGCAGAUCGCGUAGGACUGCCUAACCACGUACGUCCCUGAUCUAGUGCGGUUCGGACAUUGACGUAUUUCAUUCUUGUAACUUGUCAAUAACAUCAAUCAUGGAAACGCAAACUGAGAUGCCGGGAAACACAACGGUGGGUAGCACGCUACUCGAUGAGGAACUUCGUCGAAUUCUGUUGGAACGUGAGCAAGAAUGCAUGAAGCUGAAAGCCGCGAAUACGACGCUGCCGCCGACGGAAUCAUAUUGUCGAUUCACUUUCGAUGGAUGGUCCUGUUGGCCGAACACUCCAGCAGGAUCAACAGCUUAUAUACCAUGUCCUGACUUCAUCACCGGCUUCGAUGCAUCGCUGAUGGCGCAUAAAUACUGCGAGCUGAAUGGCACGUGGUUUCGUCAUCCUGAAUCAAAUCAAAUAUGGAGCAAUUAUACGACUUGUGUGAAUCUACAGGAUCUGAGCUGGCAGCAAAGUAUAAAUGGAAUCUACGAGGUGGGAUACGCGAUAUCCUUGGUAGCUCUCUUGCUUUCCUUAGGAAUUCUCACGUACUUCCGAUCUCUCAGAUGCGCACGGAUUACACUGCACAUGAAUCUAUUCACCUCGUUCGCAUUCAACAAUGCCUUGUGGCUGAUUUGGUACAGGUUCAUAGUAGCGAAUACGGAUCUACUACUUAAUAAUGGCAUACCUUGUCGCGUUCUGCACGUAGUCCUUCAUUACUUUCUAUUAACAAACUACGCUUGGAUGCUCUGCGAAGGUUUCUACCUGCAUACGUUGCUAGUGAGUGCAUUCACUAGCGAGCAUAAAUUAGUGAAUUGGCUGAUGGGACUCGGAUGGCCAGUGCCAGCUGUAAUCGUCACUUUAUAUACAGUUUUACGUGCAUCCAGCGACGAUCCUGCAGACACUGAGCAGUGCUGGAUCAAUGAGGGCAAUUAUAUAAACGUGCUGGUUUAUCCCGUAUGCGUUUCCACUUUGUUGAAUCUACUUUUCCUGUUUAAUAUCGUACGAGUUCUUCUCAUGAAGUUACGUGCCGGUCCCGCCAUUGGAACGCGCCCUUCACGAUCUAUGCUGCAAGCUUUCAGGGCCACGUUACUUCUAGUACCUCUCUUGGGCCUUCACUAUUUAGUAAUUCCAUUUCGGCCGCCAAAAAAUCAUCCUUGGGAGAAUUUUUACGAGGUCCUUUCAGCAAUCACCGCUUCUUUCCAGGGUCUCUGUGUGGCUGUGCUUUUUUGCUUUUGCAACGGCGAGGUAAUAGCGCAAUUCAAGAGAAAGUGGGAUGGCAGCGCCUUUUUACGAAAACGAGCCAAUUCCUGUACGGCCACAACAGUCUCGGUCCGAUGGCGGGAGAGGAGAAGGUGUGACUAUCAACCGGCAGCAGCGGUGCCGAGGGACGACGACUGCAAUAAGCGAUUGGCGAGCGAAGACCAGCAACUGCAGCAGACCGUGCAGGUGAUCACCGCGGGCCGGCCGGGCAAUCACGGCAACAACAACCAUACACGGGUGCUUAUCAAACGCGGUGGCGACGGCGACGAUUUCUCUCACGACGAGUGCGAUCAGACGCAGUGUUGAUGAUCGGAUCGACAACCGGAAUGAUUAACACCGGGAAUGAUCGUACUAUGGCCACUAUGGGACCACGUAGAAAAUCACUUUCUCCCUCUCCCUCUCUCUCUCAUCCUGGCCUCUUCGCGAGAUAGUCGACAAAUCGGAGUCGGCGAAAUUUAUCGAUUCGUGAUUCACAAAUAUGUCAUUAGUUGAAAAUGAUAAAUCAUACAGAGAGAUAAUGAUAAUAAUAAACAGUAUAAAGAAAUCAGAAAAUUUAUAUAAGGUAAAUGUGUACCACUUAGUGGACAUAAUCUAAUUAUUAAACGAAAUAACAAUAAUUUUAAAUAUUACUCUUUUGAUAAUAUGUACGACACUAAAUAAAUUCAUCCUAUUAAAAUUUUU
Mycetomoellerius zeteki is the source of this 2533-nucleotide messenger RNA. RefSeq names its product Diuretic hormone 31 Receptor (gene Dh31-R). Gene Ontology annotation, molecular function: calcitonin receptor activity. Bases 698 to 2158 code for a protein of 486 amino acids. The transcript is spliced from 14 exons. Gene Ontology annotation, cellular component: plasma membrane. Gene Ontology annotation, biological process: cell surface receptor signaling pathway; adenylate cyclase-modulating G protein-coupled receptor signaling pathway. Lineage: Eukaryota; Metazoa; Arthropoda; Insecta; Hymenoptera; Formicidae. The record is from RefSeq and is a predicted model, not a curated record.